UAUUAGUGAAGAGCCACACAAUUAGCUUGUCCCUUUCCGUAUUGUGCUGAGAGGAUCUAAGGGAUUGGUGGGGAACAGGCAAGCCAGGCAUCACUGUGGAUGUUGAAGAAGAGAGUUACUCAGACCUCAGCAUCUUCACUUGCUCGCUCUGGAAUUACAGCUAUUUAUUACAAAGCACUCUGUGUGGCUGGGUGGAGUGCGCCUGAGGAAAUACAUCCCAAACACCACCUGGGGUUCGUCUUCCUGAGUCCUUCACAUCUCUGACUAAUUCUCAUCAUUAUCAUGGAGCCAAACAGUCCCAAAAAGAUACAAUUUGCUGUGCCUUUAUUCCAGAGUCAGAUUGCACCCGAAGCAGCUGAGCAGAUCAGGAAAAGAAGACCUACACCAGCAUCACUUGUGAUUCUCAAUGAACAUAACCCUCCAGAAAUAGAUGACAAGAGGGUGACCAACACACAAGCAGAAGCACAGAAUGCAACCCCUAAGCAAAGGAAGCAGAGUGUGUACACACCACCCACCAUGAAAGGGGUUAAGCAUAUGAAAGGCCAGAAUGAAUCAGCAUUCCCUGAAGAAGAAGAAGGCGUGAACGAGAGAGUGCAGCAGUGGGACCAUUAAUUACGGGUCUGCAACAGGAAGGCUUCUUGGGAAUAACUGAACUAUUAACCUUUCUGAAUAUCCCAUGGAAUGCCACUGCUUGACUUCCACCUCUGCUCUCCAUACUCAUACAAUAGUAAUACACCUCCUGGGAAGUGCCCCUUGAUGGAACUUUAGAACCACCUACAGAUUGUUUCAUAUUACGAUACUUACAAUUAAAGAAUAAGUAUUUAUUUUACAGUGAUUUUUCUUUUUAACAACAUAGAAAAUCUGCAAAGAUGUGAGUGUUCUAACUUUAAUACUGCCCAGCUUAAUCCUGAUGUCCUACUGAUACAAUUUGCCUUCUAAGGUCAAAUGUAAAUAGCAUCACUUUAAAGGAAAAAAAUAAAUAUUAAAUAUCUUUAGUCAUGAGUUCGUGUCUGGGUUUAACUUACAGAGGAAUUUAAUUAAACUUUUA
Capra hircus (goat) is the source of this 1048-nucleotide messenger RNA. RefSeq names its product protein phosphatase 1 regulatory inhibitor subunit 1C (gene PPP1R1C). Gene Ontology annotation, molecular function: protein phosphatase inhibitor activity. Gene Ontology annotation, cellular component: cytoplasm. NCBI's taxonomy places the organism in Eukaryota, Metazoa, Chordata, Mammalia, Artiodactyla, Bovidae. The record is from RefSeq and is a predicted model, not a curated record. The coding region runs from base 283 to 612 and encodes 109 amino acids. Gene Ontology annotation, biological process: intracellular signal transduction. The transcript is spliced from 5 exons.